Exophiala spinifera is the source of this 807-nucleotide messenger RNA. RefSeq lists its product as uncharacterized. NCBI's taxonomy places the organism in Eukaryota, Fungi, Ascomycota, Eurotiomycetes, Chaetothyriales, Herpotrichiellaceae. The transcript has a single exon. The record is from RefSeq and is a predicted model, not a curated record. Bases 1 to 807 code for a protein of 268 amino acids.
AUGUCCUCAAGAAAAACGGCCAUUAGAUCACCCUCGGCGGUGUCAGUUGCAGACCACGACGAUGCCCUAUCUGCAGCCUCGACGAGCGCCAGCGACCCGGUGCCACCACUGACCCGUCCGGCAUCUUCGGCCUCUUCUUCGUCGGACGCUAGUCUAGAUACCAGUAUGGCCAGCAGCAUCCUGGGCGACGGAUAUCUGCUGGAGGAGUCCCAGGACGGGACCUUGACACUGCCCCGCCGAUACCAGGAGGAUGCGGAUUUGUUUUGUCCUUUUCAGAUCCUUGACUGUUCCGAAGUCUUUGCAGACAUAGUCCCCUUCAAGAUGCACGUUUUCUCACACUUCCGAGGACACGAGCUGCCCACGUUUGCAGCAUGUUUCCUCUGCGACAAUAAAUAUUUCCAGAGGCAAGAGGACGACCCGGCGCUCGCCUGGAACAACAUGCUGUCGCACAUGGUUCAUGACCAUUUCCGAAAGGGUCAGCAACUUGCCACGGUAAGGCCGGACUUCGUUCUCAUGAAGUGGAUGUUCUGCAAAAAGAUCAUCAAUGAGAUACAGUACAAGCGAACACAGAUGGGUCCGGUGCCCUUCCAGAUUCCUGGGGGCGUGAGACCGAGAAGGCAGUUCAUGUAUCUUCCCGACAUACCUCAGGCACCUUCAGCCUCGCCGCCACCCGCGGUCAGGGCAUACGUUACCCGGUCAGCGGGUUAUCAGAACGAGGCAUUCACGGUGAACGCUGGGAGGAGGGCUGAGAGACGUCGACUCGACGCCACUCGAACCAUGGGUCGUGCUCAAAGUUACUCUCGCUGA